Molecule: messenger RNA, 459 nt
Organism: Didymodactylos carnosus
Lineage: Eukaryota; Metazoa; Rotifera; Eurotatoria; Philodinida; Philodinidae
Source: the annotation of a GenBank genome assembly
AUGGAAGAAAAAUUAGCUGAAUUUCGUAAAAACAAUCAUCCAUCAUCGUUCAACUCUGCACCUAGUGUUGCAUCAUGUCUUUUGUCAAAAUUUCAUCAAGCUAUUUUUCCGUCUCAAUCUCAUCUUAGAAGAUCAACACCAACUAUAAAUGUUGAUCUACAACAGGAAGAACCAUUGGAGAGUCAUGACUCAAAUUCAUCCAUUGUUGUUAUGUUAUUAAAAAUUGUUUUAUGGUUAACAUUGUUUAUUAUUUUUAUCCGUUUAGAAUUUGGUGCUGUUUAUUUUAUUAUAUCGUUUCUUUACAUUAUCUGGAUGAAUUUAGGUAGACGUGAUCGAUCAAAAUUAAGUGCUUAUUCUGUAUUUAAUCCAAAUUUCGAGAAAAUAGGAGGAACAUUCUCAGGUGAAGACUAUGAUAAACAGUUAAGACACGGUGGUGGAACAAUUUUAAGACCAACCUAA